Messenger RNA from Drosophila rhopaloa, 2378 nucleotides. RefSeq names its product probable G-protein coupled receptor Mth-like 8. Gene Ontology annotation, molecular function: G protein-coupled receptor activity. NCBI's taxonomy places the organism in Eukaryota, Metazoa, Arthropoda, Insecta, Diptera, Drosophilidae. The record is from RefSeq and is a predicted model, not a curated record. Bases 249 to 1739 code for a protein of 496 amino acids. The transcript is spliced from 6 exons.
ACCGUGUCAGGAGCAGAUGAUCCGGCGCUCAGUCAAUUAACCGCUCGCACCUUUGAAUUCAAGCGGCGUCAUCAGUGCAUUACAAUUCGGUGUCUAUCUAGUCCAUUUCAUUUCAUUUCAUUUCGAUUCGGUUCGAUUUUGGUUUGGCAAUCGUCUGGAGGUAAACAGCCAUAAAUUGGACGCUCUAACGUAAACAAAAAGUAUUCUGAGCAGAUAGACUGGGACCAAAAAGAGAUCGGCAGUCAAGAAUGUCUCUUCGAAUGGCGCAGUUCUGCUUUUUGGGAGUCCUCGUCAUCCUCUCGGCAGCACGCUGUGCGUGGGGAUACCACGAGGAGACGCAUUAUCCCUGUGCCUUCAUCGACACGGCAAAUAUAACGGGGAGCUACGGUUCGGAUGGUUCCUACGUGCACAACUGGACGAUGAUUCCCCGCCAUUUGGUGGCAGUGUACGACUUUGUCAUCGAGAACGGCAUCCGCAUUCCGGCAACACCACAUCUGAGGGCCUGUGUCUGCAAGACGACACCUUGCGUGCGGAUUUGCUGCCAGGAGGGCGAGAUCUACGACCUGGAGAGGAGGCAGUGUUUGGUCCCAACUGUCGAGCUGUCCACUCUUCCUUCGCAGAGUCACAUGCAGGUGGAGUUUAACAAUGGCAGUCUGAGGGACGUGGAACUCCAGUCACGUUUCAGCAUCCAUGUGGGCUUGCCGUGUGAGCACAUGAAGACGGUCACCAAGGGAUCGGAGUACGUUCACUGGACACUGCAUGAGAACGGAACUAUCACCCAUAGAGGUUACACAUUCUCCAAGCACUAUUGCUUCACUCUCCUGCUCCACAGGAACUCCACCUGGGAGUGGCAGCCAUUGGCCUGCGCCCCAGAAAAGCUCCACUUUGUCUUGGGCGUGCGGGAAUGGACCUACGCCAUAUGCCUCUUGAUUGCGAUAAUAUCCAUGUUUAUUGUGCUGAUCGUGUACCUAUUGUGCUCGGAGAUGCGCAACAGUUUUUACGGUGUGGCUAUCAAGACGUACGCCUUCUGCAUGAUCUUGGGAUAUGCCCUGUUGGGUUAUCUCACGCUACACAACCCGGCGAAUCUCUCUAAUGCGGCUUGUCGCAUUCUACCAAGCCUGGCUCUGAUGUACUUGGUUCUUUCAUUCUACAUUCUGAGCUUCAUUGCAUUCAAGCUCUACCUGAGCUUCCACGGCGUGGUCUUCACCAAACUGAUGUUUUGGCUGAUCUUCACUCCAAUAGUACUGAUCGCCGUGGGUUGGUCCAUUUUCGUGGGCUUCAGUUAUUACGGUUACCGCCUGAUCUUUGGAGGAGAUACCUGUUGGUUUGAUCCUCGAAAUUGGUCCAUUAUGAUAUAUUUAUAUGCCCCCGUUUUUGUUGCCUGUGCCAUUUGCGCAUUCUUCUAUAUCCUCAGCCUGAUUUACAUUAGUGAACAGCCAGAGCUCGAGACUGAGAAGAGCUUCGAGUCCAUCGAAAAGAACCGCUUCAGGUCCUUUUGGAAGUACGUCGGCUACACCGCACUCGUGUGGCUCGUUUGCGUCUGCGUUUUUGCAUUUAACUACUACCGGGAGGAGCGAUCACAUCUCAAUUAUGCUGUGAGUUUCUGCAUGGCUUUCCAUGGUUUUGCGGCGCUCUAUGCCCUUAUUGGAAAGAAUCAGCAGAUACAAAAUUUUUUGCGGCGCAUAGAUAAUGAAGAGGACACCUGCGAAAACUCUGUGCCGUUGUCGAGUUUCGGUUGAAAUUCAAUUUCAAAAGUAAACAGUUUUGUGGUCACUGUGUUUCUUGGCAACUGGAAUUAGUCGUGCCGACAACCCUAAGCAAUCGCUCCAAAACCAAAACCAUCUGUCAGUCUAGACAAAAACCGGAAAUGCUGAGUACAGAGAAUAUUUUUAAAUAAGUUUAAGUCGUAAAGAAUGUCUUGUAAAAAAUGUGUAAAAUUAACAAGCAUAUACGUUUUAUUUUAAUAUUAAUUAAUGUGAAUAUUUGUCGGCCUAGUCUUAAUUUAUAAACAUUUGAUAUUGGUCCCCAUCCAUUUUCUUGAAAAGUUAUAUGAAGAAUUAAAAAAAAACUGGGGCAUAUGCUUUGCUUUUGAAGCAUGAAGUAAUAAUGUAAUUAAUUUUUAAUGACUGUUACUUUGAAAAGAGAAAUUACCCACCACAGUUUUUAUAAGAGAUAAAUUAUCAAACAAAAAUUGUAUUAAUGAGCAUUAAAUUGUUAUGAUACCUGUUACUCUUAAUUUUAAAAACUAUUUAGAUACAGUCAAAAAUAGUAUUAUUUAUUUAUGAUAAAUUUAAUAAUAUUUUUAGAAAUAAUAGCUUGUAAACCCUUUAUGCCUUUACUCAUAAGGUCACAAUCAGUGUGGGCUAAAUCGCCGAAAA